Molecule: messenger RNA, 2337 nt
Organism: Chelonia mydas (Green sea turtle)
Lineage: Eukaryota; Metazoa; Chordata; Testudines; Cheloniidae
Gene: ZNF513
Product: zinc finger protein 513
Exons: 4
Coding region: 277-1596 (439 amino acids)
Biological process (GO): regulation of DNA-templated transcription
Molecular function (GO): DNA-binding transcription factor activity, RNA polymerase II-specific; RNA polymerase II cis-regulatory region sequence-specific DNA binding
Source: RefSeq, a predicted model, not a curated record
CGGAGCCACCGGCCGCUGCGAGCCGCGGGGCCCAUGAGCGGCGGGGGCGGCGCGGCGGAGCCGGAGCCGGGGGCGGGGUCGGGCUGGAGCCGGACACGAUGCCCCGCCGGAAGCAGCGACACCCGCAGCCCGUGAAAGCAGUAACUGGCUGGCGCUCCGUGUGUUGCAGUGGACACUGAAGACACUCUCGAGGAGACGCCAGGAGGGGGCCUGGUGCUGCAGAGUGACCUGCUGCUGGGCCAGGACCUGGAGUUUGAGGACAGCAGCGACAGGAUCAUGGGCUUUGAGAAAGACUCGGAAGUGGACUCCCUGGUGGGGAAGAUCACCAUCCCGGCCUACUCGCUGAGCGACGACGACUACUCCUCCAGCUACCGGCAGCUGAGUGUGGAGAGUGACCCCGAGGAGGGGCGGGAGCCUGGCCCCCCAGCCUCGCCUUGCCCUCAGUGCGGCCUGCAGCUGGCCGUGCGCUUGGGGCAGAGCUGCCCCCGGUGUGCGGGGGCCGAGGGCCAGCGUGUGGUCUACUCCUGCCAGCUCUGCCCCUUCGCCUCCCACUACUCCAGCCACCUCAAGCGCCACCUGAAGACCCACAACGGCGAGAAGCCUUUCCAGUGCCCGCACUGUGACUAUGCCUCGGCCCAGCUGGUGAACCUGACCCGGCACAAGCGCACGCACACGGGCGAGAGGCCCUACCGCUGCCAGGCCUGCAGCUUCGCGUGCAGCAGUCUGGGCAACCUGCGGCGCCACGAGCGCAUCCACAGCCAGGAUCAGCCCUUCCGGUGCGGCGCCUGCGAGUACCGCUGCGCCCAGAGCCGCAGCCUCACACGCCACAUGCUGCGCCAUCGCCAGGCCGAGGAGGCGCCCGGCCGCCAGGACAAGGCCCAAGAGCCGCUGCUGCCGGAGCCGAGCCUGCGCGCAAGCGGUGCGGGCAGCCCCCUCCCGCCGGGCUGCGCCCGCCUGCGGACCGACGAGGCGGACGCCCUGCCGGAGCUGCUCUUCCCCUUCACCUGCCGCACGUGCGGGCUGGUGCUGGCCGACGGCUUGGCGCAGGACGAGAGCCUGGCCGAGCAGGUCUGCAGCCACUGCAGCCUGGCCGUGCUGAGCGGCAGCCCCCCGGCGAGCGGCCAAAAGGGCUUCUCCUGCAGCCUGUGCCCCUUCGCCACCCGCUACCCCAACCACCUGGCCCGCCACAUGAAGACGCACAGCGGCGAGAAGCCCUUCCCCUGCCCCCUCUGCCCCUACGCCUCCGCCCACCUGGACAACCUCAAGCGGCACCAGCGGGUGCACACGGGCGAGCGGCCCUACAAGUGCCCGCUCUGCGCCUACGCCUGCGGCAACCUGGCCAACCUCAAGCGGCACGGCCGCACCCACUCGGGCGACAAGCCCUUCCGCUGCGGCCUCUGCAGCUACCGCUGCAACCAGAGCAUGAACCUCAAGCGGCACAUGCUGCGCCACACGGGCGAGAAGCCCUUCCGCUGCCGGCUCUGCGCCUACACCACCGGCCACUGGGACAACUACAAGCGCCACCAGAAGGUGCACGGCCCCCCGGCCACCGCGCCCCGGCCGGCCUCGCUGCCCCCCGCCGCCCCCCUGCCCUAGGCCCGGGCCGACGGGCUGCUCCGGGGGGCGGGUGGCCCCUGCCAGCCCAACCGCCUGGGGGCACGGCCUUGCAGGGCCUGUCCCUUCCUAGGGGACGUGGGGAGGAGCAAGUGCCUGGCCUUAGGGGGCUGUAGUGCUGGGUGGGGGUUGGCCGGCCAUGGGGGCAGGGCCCAGCAGUGCUGCAGAUUCCCCCCCCUCCACGCAGGCUGAGCCUGGCCCGGGUGGGAAACAGGAAUUCAGACCCAUUGCUGCGCGGUAACCUGGGCUGGGGCCAGGAAGCCCCUCACCCCAGCUGCACCUCUGCUUCCUGCGGUGCCAGGACGACAGCAGCCUCGUCUAGUCUGAGCUCCCAGUAGGCAGGAGAGGGCUGUCACGGGGGACUCGGGCCCAGCAGCGCCCCAUGAAGGCAGGGAGUGGUGUGUAGCUGCUACCUGGGGGAGGGAAUAGACCCCCCCAAUCACACACAGCUGUUCCUUGGAGCCCUUCGGCCUGGGCCAGCCCCGCCUUGGCAAUGGGGGCUCAGGGGCCAGGAGGCCGAGCACUCGGCCCCCGCGCAGCUGCUGCCACCACCCGCAAGGCAGCCUGUCCGUGACCACCAAGCGUGGCCCCCUCCCUCCAGCAUCCUCGGGUACAGCAGGGAGGGAGGGGCGUGGGGAGGCUGGCCGGGCCCACCGACCCAGGGUGCGUCUCAAGGCUGUGUAAUUUAUAUUGUGUAUAACAGCAUUAAAGUCAGUUUGGGUA